UCCCCUGUAUACUGUAUUUGUACAUUUGUUGGCUUUGCGUCAAAAUUAUUGUGGCAUCAGGUAGUUACAAAUCAGGCACCAUGUUGUUGGCCGAAGCUUUGGACUAUCUAAUCCUGAGCAAUCCAGUCAGUGAGAUGAUCCUGUCAACGGCCAUGGCUUUUCUGGACAGCAUUGGAUGGCAUAUGCGCAAGAUGCCGCUGGAGGAUUCGUACCUGGUGUUGCACCCAUCGUCGCAUCAUUAUGUGCGAUCGCAUAGCUCGCUGUAUUGCCUGGCCGGUUGCCAUUACCAUUUCGUGAGGCUGGCCGGGAUUGGCGGAGCAUCGGCCAUCUUUAUGGGCGCCUACUGCAAGUAUGUGCUGAGGGACUUGGACGAUGUGCGGGAUCAGCUGGACUCGCAGGCGUAUGCGGAUGUGGCCAAUCGCAUCCACUUUCUGCACUCCUUUGCCAUGAUGGCCAUGCCCCUGGCCCACUAUCCCCUGCUCACGGGCACUCUGAUGAUCACGGGCACCCUCUGCUUCAGCGGUUCCAUGUACUACCGCGCCCUCACCGGUGAGCAAUGGAUGCAGCCGUAUGCCACCAUGGGAGGAUUCUGCCUGAUGGCCGCCUGGCUUUCCCUCAUCCUGUAGCCACUUACUUUUUGAAGAAGCGCCAGCUCUUGUGUGUAAUGAUACCUUGUUGUCAUGCCAAAAUGAACUUCUCGUCUGGGAGCAAUAGUGUGUAGUAAAUAUAGUCUUAAAAGUGUACUCCAGACAAUGGAAGACGAUUUUAAGAUGGAUAUUUCUAUGAGCUGCUGGUCAAAUGUUUAAAUGGACUACACGAAUUAACCGUACCUCCUCCCUUAAAACUGGUUGUAAA
This is a messenger RNA of Drosophila gunungcola (fruit fly), 855 nucleotides long. RefSeq names its product transmembrane protein 256 homolog. The transcript is spliced from 2 exons. Bases 81 to 626 code for a protein of 181 amino acids. The record is from RefSeq and is a predicted model, not a curated record. Lineage: Eukaryota; Metazoa; Arthropoda; Insecta; Diptera; Drosophilidae.